UAGAAAAUGCUAGGUCUGAGCGAAGCAAGAGCUGAGAACAAGGCCAGCAACACACAGAGCUCUGUGUAUUCAGAGGGAAGUUGGCAGGGUUGUGCCCGGGCAGAGAAACUCCGAGUGGUACAAAGGGACGUGCCCGGAGUGGAGAAAUCAUGCUAAUUGUCUGCACCAGAGCUGGAGAACGCCACCCAAAAUGAAGAGAGAAAGGGGAGCCCUGUCAAGAGUCUCCAGGGCCCUGCGCCUAGCUCCUUUUGUCUACCUGUUUCUCAUCCAGCCAGUCCCCCUGGAGGGGGUGAACAUCACCAGCCCCAUACGUCUGAUCCAUGGCACGGUGGGGAAGUCGGCUCUGCUUUCCGUGCAGUACAGUAGCACCAGCAGCGACAAGCCGGUGGUGAAGUGGCAGCUGAAGCGUGACAAGCCAGUGACUGUCGUGCAGUCCAUAGGCACAGAGGUCAUUGGCACUCUGCGGCCUGACUAUCGAGACCGUAUCCGGCUCUUUGAAAAUGGCUCCUUGCUUCUCAGCGACCUGCAGCUGGCAGAUGAGGGAACCUAUGAAGUGGAGAUCUCCAUCACUGAUGACACCUUCACUGGGGAGAAGACCAUCAACCUCACCGUGGAUGUGCCCAUUUCAAGGCCACAGGUGUUAGUGGCUUCAACCACUGUUCUGGAGCUCAGUGAGGCCUUCACCCUCAACUGCUCCCAUGAGAAUGGCACCAAGCCUAGCUACACCUGGCUGAAGGAUGGCAAGCCCCUCCUCAAUGAUUCCCGAAUGCUCCUGUCCCCUGACCAAAAGGUGCUCACCAUCGCCCGCGUACUCAUGGAGGAUGACGACCUGUACAGCUGCGUGGUGGAGAACCCUAUCAGCCAGGUUCGAAGCUUGCCUGUCAAGAUCACCGUAUACAGAAGAAGCUCCCUCUAUAUCAUCUUGUCUACAGGAGGCAUCUUCCUCCUUGUGACCCUGGUGACAGUCUGUGCCUGCUGGAAACCUUCCAAAAAGUCCAGGAAGAAGAGGAAGUUGGAGAAGCAGAACUCCUUGGAAUACAUGGAUCAGAAUGAUGACCGCCUAAAAUCAGAAGCGGACACCCUACCCCGAAGUGGCGAACACGAGCGGAAGAACCCGAUGGCACUGUAUAUUCUGAAGGACAAGGACUCCCCGGAGCCCGAUGAGAACCCCGCUGCAGAGCCUCGGAGCACCACAGAGCCCGGCCCUCCUGGCUACUCCGUGUCCCCGCCUGUGCCCGGCCGCUCUCCGGGGCUGCCCAUCCGCUCAGCCCGCCGCUACCCGCGCUCCCCAGUGCGCUCGCCCGCCGCUGGCCGAACACACACGUCGCCACCCCGGGCCCCGAGCUCGCCCGGCCGCUCGCGCAGCUCCUCGCGCACACUGCGGACUGCUGGCGUGCACAGGAUCCGCGAGCAGGACGAGGCUGGGCAGGUGGAGAUCAGUGCCUGAGCCGCCCCAGGAGCCCGCACCGGUUGCCCCACGGUGUGCUGCCCGCGGCCGGGGGAGGCUGAGAAGUCCGGGUGCCUCUGGCCAGGGCUGAGGGUAGAUUGUGGCCUGAUCCCCGUUUAGGGUGUGAGCUUGCGCAAACGCAUGGAGCGCUGAUCUCGGUGUUAAGCCCGGUAGCAUGUGCGCUGGGUUUACUGGCUGUGUUCUUUGGCUGUGUUCUCAGUGGGCAUGAGCUGUGCCCUCUUAGGACUACGUAGAUUAUUAAAUUUCCGGCCCAAUCCCUAAAGAAUUUUAUGGAAACUAACAAUAAUUUUACCCAGUAAGACGACCCUAUGCGCGCGCGAGCGCACACACACACACACACACACACACACACACACACACCCGGGAGCGUUUAUCCACCUCCCAACCCCACAUGCCUCCUACGAUCCCGAAAAUUUGUGGUACCCCUGGUCUGAGCCCAAAUUCGAGGCCGCUUAUCCCCAAAUGCCCACUGACGUGAACUAAAGACAAGUCAGAUGCUGGUUCCUGGGUGUACAGGACCCGUUCUGAUCACAAAGGAGUCAUUUUCUUAAGACCUUUUCUGGACACCUGCUUCCCUGUCUCCUCCUCUUGGUAAGGGUGAAUCCCGGGUGCAGUCCUAGGACCCUGGGAACCUGGGACUAGUCAAAGACAAAAUAUCAGGGCCCCAGUGGUUGGUGGCAUCCAAUGGCUUCUUCAAAAGCGUGCCAUACUGGUCUUUCUUCCUGUCUGUGUUCAUGAGAAAGUGGGUGGGCUUGUUCCUGGCGUUCUUACAAACCAAGCUUUUCAAUCAUCCUCAGGAAGGUUGAGGAGUUCCUUCGAGCUGUAAAAAUAAUAAGAUUCUACUCUCCAGAUAAACCUGGAAAGAGGAAGAAGCUUACCUCUUCCCCAGCAUGUCAAAACAACCUUGGCCCACCCGCUAGCCUCACGCUUUCCACCUGCCUUGCCCCUAGAUGCGCAGAACCAAGGACAGUGGACAGAGCCAGCUCCCUAAUCUGUACUAAAGUCAGGAGACUAAGGGGCUGGGCCACCUCCAGGCCAUCACCUCUUUGGGCAUUUUGGAAAAAAGAAAACAAUGUACUGCGUGAAGACAGAAAGCACAUAAAUAGCUGAGAGAGGAAGGUCCUGGGCUGUCUGCCCUCUCUUCCUUAAUGCCCCCAGAGACCCCUGCAUCUCUUGUCCCUCCUCAACUCCUAAACUUUGCCUUUGCUUCUGCAUUAUCCGAUGAACAACUCCCAAGGUCCAUAUGCAUCACCUCCACACCAGAACACACUUUGCCCCAGCCCUGCAGGCACCAAAAUUUCUAGAUUGCCUGCAUCUCCCAACCCCACCCACAUGUCUCUCAGUUCCCCUGCUCAUGUGGCAAGCUGUCUGCAGCUAUCCUUACUUAGCCAGAACCCACAAUCCACUAACCUUCCCAGGUGCCUCAGCCACCAUAAACUAGUGCAUGUAGGUGAUAGUGCAGGCAGGUCAGGGUAUGUAAGCGUUGGAAAAGGGCUCCCUGUUCAUCAGCCUUGAAGUACAGGAGCGAGGGAGAGGGUGCGAUGAGAGCAUGCCACAUCCUGGUGCUGAAGCCUGGUGGGGCUGGCUUCCCAGACUCAAGCCAAAUUUGCCUUGAAUCGGGGGUAAGUAAGAAAGUGGGUUUUUGUUUUUGUCUUGCUUUGUUUUGAUCUUUGUAUUACCAGCAUCUAGCAGAGUGCAUAGCACAAACUGGAUGCUCAAUAAACUUUCAAUGAAAUGAAAUAAUUUUAUUUCCACAUAAGCAAACUGAACAAAUGUACAGCCUAAAUGUACAAGCUAUAUCCUUUUUCUCUUGCUUUUGUAAAACCUCCUUUGCUUUCUUUCCAAAUUGCAAGUCAUCCAUUCCCAAGCCAUCCCUUUCACUCACUCACUCAUUCAUUCAUUCCUAUGUUAUCUUAGUUACCAAACAUUUAUUUGUGUAUCUUAGUUACUAAACAAACAUUUAUAUUGUUGACUAUAUCCCAAGCGCAGGGUAAUGGUGUAAUUAUGCCAUGACUUCUACCCAGAAAACAAUCUCAUAGGAGAAGUCAGUAAGUGAACAGAUUGUUAUAACACAGUGUGUAAAAACAAUAACAGAAACAGAUCUAAGAUACUCAGGGAACAAAUAUCAGGGGUUACAAAAGGAGGACAUAUUCCAAGUGUGUGUAAAAGUUUUGGGUGGACAAUACACAUGGGGAAUUCAGAAUACUGAGCCAUUAAAAUGGAUAGCAUUAUUUUAGGAUAAUGUAUAGAGCAGAAAGUGGUAAAAAUUUGAUAGGCCUCUGGGACCUCAGAUAGUGUAUUUUGUGGAGUUGAGUUGAGAAGGCUAAAAAGGCAUAUCAAGAAAGGUCGAAAUGUAGGUGAAAAGGCCUUCACACACUCCAAGAAGAGGCUUUCAAGUGGAACAAGUGUGAUGGUGCAUGCCUAUAAUCUUAGUGCUUGGAAAGCUGAAACAGGAGGACCUCAAGGUCAAGACCAGCUGAAGCACAUAGAGACACCCCGUCUCAAAGAAACGGAAGGAGAAGGAGGGUCGGGUGAUAGAAUAGUCAGGACUUUUGAAGGUUCUGUGUAUAAAAAGGAAUUCAAAGUAAUUAGGGAUUGGCAUGCUUGUGUAGCAUUUGAUUCCUAGGAAAGAAGAUGAGUCCUUAAGUUUGAUCCCCAGGAAAGAAGAAAAAAGAAUCAUAAAAGAAAUACACACACACACACACACACACACACACACACACACAUUAAAUUUGGCAACAAAGGAGCCAUUUAGCUGCUUGGCAUAUGGAGUUGCAGCCAUGAGCAAGAGUUAAAGCCAGACUGUAACAGGUGAGUCAUGACUGACACAGUUGAGACUGGACACUUGAGACUGGGUAUUUGAAAGGCCUUCCUGUUUCAGAGCAUCUUGAUCCUGCCUGAAUACAGUAUAUUUAGUUUGUAUUACCAGGAGAAACUUCCAGGGAACAGAAACAAAAUAAAAGCAUGACAGAUCCAGAGUGCUUUAGUACUAAUAAAAUAUGGAAUUACCCUGCAUAUUUUGCAUUAGAAUUGUACUGAAAAAUUGUGUCUAGCCCAUUGGUGAGGUAAGAAGAGCUGGACCUCAGACAUGUAGAUUGUUGAUGACCUAGAAAGGGGGUUUCCCUGCUGGAGGCACUUAAGACAGCUGGUGAAUGAAACUGCUAAUCUUCUGUGGAGAAAAGCACUUUGAAUUUUCUGUUAUUAAAACAAAUCAAAGAUGAGUUAACUGUUGUGGUGAUACCUGUAAUGUCAGCACCUGGGAUAUUGAUGAAGGUGGGUCAUGGGAUUCAGGCCAGCCUGGGCUACACAGUAAAGCCUUAUCCCACGCAGUGGGGAGAAUUAACAAAAACAACCACAAAAAGGGGUGGGUCAGUAAAUAUACAUGGAAAUAAAUCACCAUGACUAUUUAAGAUGCAAUAGAUUCAAACCCACAAAGCCUUAAGAUGAUGGCGUUAUCAGGUAAGAAAGAAUGACGGAAUGCUGAAAAGAACAGAAGACAUCAAUAACCAAGCAACUGUAAAGAUUGUAAUAGUGAUCAAGUUGGAAAAGGGACAAGGUGAAUUUUCGUAAAUAAAAAUAAGGUUUGUGUGAUGGCUCAGCAGGAUAAGACACUUGACAUAAAGGCUGAUAUCCUGAGUUUGAUCCCCAGAACGUAUGUGUUGGAAGGAGAAAACUGACUUCUACCGGUAGCCCUCUGAGCUGCAUGUGGAUGCAGUGACACACUCACACACACACACACCCAGACACACAACACAAAUUAAUGUAAUAUGUAACAGCAUGGUCUGGUGCCUUGUAUCUGAUUGUUAAUUAUUUUGCUCCCCCAUAUCUGCUUCCUGUCUUUUAUGAACAGACAGUCUCGUACCCCAAAAUGACAUUUGUAACCUUGCCUAAGAAAUUAUUCCUGAUUGGCUGAAUAAAAAGGCCUACACCUGGGAAGGGCAGACCUGAGGGGCAGAGCUAAGGUUCUUGGACUUUGGGGACUGAAGGAUCAUGUGAGAGAAAGACAGGUAGAGGGGAGAGAAGGAGACAGAGCCUCUAUGGGUUAGGAUAGAGAGAAGCACGUGGCCGGAUUAGUGUGGGUAGAGGAAAGCAGCCCGGAUGAAAAGAAUAAGCAAGUGUUUAUGGAAUUAUGGAUCGGAAGUAGCCCAGAUAGAAAUUAUCAGAGUAAUUGGCAUGGGAUGGGGACUGGAAGGUAAUUAGGUAGCUUAGGGGUUAAUAUCUGCCCAGCCCCAGGUAAA
Psammomys obesus (fat sand rat) is the source of this 5706-nucleotide messenger RNA. RefSeq names its product hepatic and glial cell adhesion molecule (gene Hepacam). The record is from RefSeq and is a predicted model, not a curated record. The coding region runs from base 191 to 1447 and encodes 418 amino acids. Lineage: Eukaryota; Metazoa; Chordata; Mammalia; Rodentia; Muridae. The transcript has 7 exons.